GGGGUCAGCUCCGCCAAAGGCACGGGGGCGUUUUCGUGCGGGUUUGCGGAACGGUCCUUUGCGGUCAAUGCGUGAUUGAGGCUUCGUAGAUAAUUAUCGUUUCCCCCUUUUGGGGCUGGAGUGCGUGGCGCGAAGGAGCAGCCAGAAAAGGGUGAUGUGCCAUCAGCCUCCGGAGGGCGUCUGUCCUCUCCGUAACCUCUUCAUCCUCUGAACUUCAUGGGAUAGGAGUGUGCCUGCCCCUUCCCACCGCCGCAGCCCCUCUGGAGUCGUCCGUGCCAAAGCCGCGCUGCGUUCAGGAAGACGCCGAGAUGGGCAGCCCGGGCUGCGAGGUGAGCGUGGCCGCGCCGGCGGAGCCGCCGCUGGAGGCGCUGUGUCCCGAGUGUGGACAGAUCCACCGCAGCUGGGAGAACCACCUCUACAACUAUCGCCUGGAAGUGGACGACGACCUGGUGUGCCACAUCUGCCUGCAGCCACUGGUGCAGCCCCUGGACACGCCGUGCGGACACACCUUCUGCGCGCGCUGCCUGCGCAGCUUCCUGCAGGAGAGAGACUUCUGCCCGCUGGACAGGACGCGGCUGCAGCUGCAGGCGUGCCGCAGGUCCAGCAUCCUGGUCCACAAGCUGCUGGACAAGCUGUCGGUGUCCUGCCCUCUGACCCCCGUUUGCUCGCUCAGCAUGCCGCGCUGUGACCUGGAGGCGCAUCUCAAGCACAGGUGCCCCGGGAUGCGGUGUCAGCAGGCCAACGCGGACGGCACGCGGUGCGAGAGCGCGGAGGAGCGGGCGAUGGUGGCCAGCCCCCCCCGCUCGCCCCGCUCGCCGCAGACGGAGCUGAGGGACCGCACGCCGUCCCCGCCCCCCGCCGCGCCCAACAACGCCUGCAGCAACGGGCCCGUGUGGACGGACGACGCCGGCCUGGAUAACCCCGCCUUCGAGGAGAGCACGGAGGAAGACAGUGUAGUGGGCCUGGAGUGCGUGGUCCCCCGGGUGAAGCGUCCCCUCAGUAACCCCUGCAUCCACCUCCUGCGCUCCUUCAGCUCCACCUCGUCUGGCUGGGACUGCCCCGAGUCGCCGCCUCUCUCUGCCGAAGAGGGUUGUGUGAAGUUGCCCUCGCUGCCCGAAGGAGAGAUAACUGCCAUAGAAGUUCACCGGGCCAACCCGUACAUUGAGCUGGGCAUCAGCGUCGUCGGGGGCAACGAGACGCCUCUCAUCAACAUCGUGAUUCAGGAGGUGUACCGGGACGGGGUCAUCGCGCGGGAUGGGCGGCUCCUGGCCGGAGAUCAGAUACUGCAGGUGAACAACGUAGACAUCAGCAAUGUCCCCCACAGCUUCGCGCGCUCCACGCUGGCGCGCCCCUGCACCGCCCUGCAGCUCACCGUGCUCCGCGAGCGGCGCUGCGCCUCCCGGGCGCCCCCCUCCUCCUCCUCCACGCCCGCCGUGCCGCACGCCCCCUGCUCCACCCCCGAAGCCACGCUGUCCAGCCCGGCCACGCUGAGGAUCACGCUGCACAAGCGGGACUCCGCGGAGCAGCUGGGCAUCAAGCUGGUGCGGAGGACGGACGAGUCGGGGGUGUUCGUGCUGGACCUGCUGGAGGGGGGCCUGGCAGCCAAGGACGGCCGGCUGCGGGGAAACGACCGCGUCUUGGCUGUCAACGACCAGGACCUGCGCCACGGCACGCCGGAGCAGGCCGCACAGAUCAUACAGGCAAGCGGGGAGCGAGUCCACCUGCUGAUCGGUCGACCCAGCAAGCCAACUCCACCCGCGCCGCCAAAAUCAAGCUCCACCAGAGACCUCUACUGCCUUGACCACUUCCUGCCUAACCACAGCUCCACCCCAAGCCCCGUUCCCCUCCACCUGUCCCGCACCAGCACACACAGAGACCUUUCCCAGUGUGUGAGCUGUAAAGAGAAACACAUAACUGUAAAGAAGGAGCCUCAUGAGUCGCUGGGCAUGACUGUGGCAGGAGGGAGGGGCAGUAAGAGCGGGGAGCUGCCCAUCUUUGUGACCAGCGUCCAGCCGCACGGCUGCUUGUCGAGAGACGGGAGAAUCAAACGAGGUGACGUCCUGCUGAGUAUCAACGGGCAGGACCUGACGUACCUGAGUCACAGCGAAGCUGUGGGCACUUUAAAGACCAGCGCUGCCUCGCCCUCGGUCCAGCUGCGAGUCCUGGAGGUCAGCAUGGUGGAGGAGCACGACCCCGACAAGCUGCUGCCUCACACGCACGACACCGACUUUGACGCCAACUGGUCCCCGUCGUGGGUGAUGUGGCUGGGUCUCCCCAGCUACCUGCACAGCAGCCAUGAGAUUGUACUGCGGAGGAGCCACCCUGGCAGCUGGGGCUUCAGCAUCGUGGGAGGAUACGAGGAGACCCACGGAAACCAGGCCUUCUUCAUCAAGACCAUCGUCCUCGGCACGCCUGCGUACUACGACGGCCGCCUCAAGUGUGGCGACAUGAUCGUAGCGGUCAACGGUCUGUCGACGGCAGGAAUGAGUCACUCGGCUCUGGUGCCCAUGCUGAAGGAGCAGCGCAGCCGGGUGGCGCUCACCGUGGUCUCCUGGCCCGGCAGCCUGGUAUAACCGGGUCGCAGGCAGACCCACACCGAGUCCUCCCAGAAUGUUCUAUAUCGGGAACGACCUUGGCCAAAGUGAACUGGUACAUGCUACUGUACAUCGCUCCAUACCAGGCUUAAUCCAGGACCAAAAGCACGGAGGGCUGUAGUCCACCCAGCAGGACCGGGCCCGUCCCAGCCCGCUGGGACCGGAUCCAGAUGGUGCCACGUCACUCGACAGUCUGCACUCAAACACACUGCUGUGCUCAUACGGUCAUGUUGUCUUCACUCCCGCAGGAAGAGUUUUACUGCAACUGUUAACAGGCGACCUGUGCUGUAAUCACCUCACCAGGCAGUUGUAGAAUCCAAGGCUGUAUUCAGGUGGAUGCACCGUUGCCAGUAGAGGCAGAGGAAGCGUCUGACCUCGCGUCAUUUAGGAAAACGAGCCGUGAUGAGACACCAGCGCUGUAUCCAGCUGAAUAAGCCUCAGGCCUUAUUAGAAACCCUGCCACAGCCUGGGGGCUCACCUGCCCUCAGGCCUCAUCACUAUGACAACCAGCUGCCCAAUCAGCUGGAGUUUUAUACAUGUGCGUGAAUGUGUUUGUAUAAUAAACAUUUCUGUUAAAGAA
Molecule: messenger RNA, 3174 nt
Organism: Betta splendens (Siamese fighting fish)
Lineage: Eukaryota; Metazoa; Chordata; Actinopteri; Anabantiformes; Osphronemidae
Gene: lnx2a
Product: ligand of numb-protein X 2a
Exons: 11
Coding region: 309-2573 (754 amino acids)
Molecular function (GO): ubiquitin-protein transferase activity; metal ion binding; protein binding
Source: RefSeq, a predicted model, not a curated record